Molecule: messenger RNA, 936 nt
Organism: Ricinus communis (castor bean)
Lineage: Eukaryota; Viridiplantae; Streptophyta; Magnoliopsida; Malpighiales; Euphorbiaceae
Product: ethylene-responsive transcription factor ERF096
Exons: 1
Coding region: 230-646 (138 amino acids)
Biological process (GO): ethylene-activated signaling pathway; regulation of DNA-templated transcription
Molecular function (GO): DNA-binding transcription factor activity; DNA binding
Source: RefSeq, a predicted model, not a curated record
UUUGAUUGAUUUACACCCACAAGAUUCUCAACGUGCAUUAAUCCUGUUUUGACUUUCAAAUCCUUCUAAGCCCAGAUGGCUUUUCUCAUCUUCGUCUUUUCUUUUUCUCUUUUUUUUCCUUUCGAGUAACAUAUCUAUGCCCUGUUCCUAACCGUAUAAAUAAACUUCACAAGCCAUGCAGAAACAAUAAAAAGAAUACCAGACAGUUACACUACAAAUACAAACAACCAUGGAUGAGGAUAAACUAAAAGUCGGUGGAGAAGUCAAGUACAGAGGCGUUCGAAGGCGGCCUUGGGGCAAAUUUGCAGCGGAGAUACGCGACUCUACACGCCAGGGCGCACGUGUUUGGUUGGGGACAUUUAACACUGCAGAGGAGGCUGCCAGAGCUUAUGAUCGAGCGGCUUAUACAAUGAGAGGUCACUUGGCCAUUCUUAACUUUCCUAAUGAAUACCCUCUUGCUAGCGGCAGCAGCGGUGGUAAUGCCGGUGCUAGUAGUAGUUCUUCUGCUCCUCAUUAUACUUCUGCUUCCUCUUCCUCUUCCUCUUCAUCGGCAAUGCAAAGGCAAGUUUUUGAGUUCGAGUACUUGGAUGAUAGGUUGCUGGAGGAAAUGCUAGAGCAAGAAGAGCAAAGGAACAAGAAGAAAUGAAUGGAACCUAAAGAGUUAAUUAAGUUUGUGCAUCCUUUUAACUAUAAAUGGUAAUUGUAACUUUUGUCUUUAUCUUAUUACAUUAAAAAUACUUAUACAUUUGUGUAUCAUGGUGUUGAGCAUUUUGCUUUGUGACAAGAAGAUCACUCAUUUCAGGGUUCUUUUUUAUUCUACAUGCAAAACCCACCUUGGGGACAUGAUAUUUUUGAGGUUGCAGGAACACAGUCAAGAUACCAACUAAAUAAACUCUGUACAUUGUUGAACUGUCAAUAAAUGAUGUUUUGUACACA